AAAAGGUACGUUGACGAUACCUUUAUAGUCUGCUACGAGAACUCGGACUUCAGCUGCAUCUUACAAGAAUUCAAUAAUUCCCAUCCUUCGAUUAAAUUCACAAUGGAGUUAGAAAGCGAUUCAAAGAUUCCAUUUCUGGACGUGGAAUUGACAAGAAGAGAUGAUGGAACCCUGAAGAGGUCCAUCCACAGAAAACCGACAUGGAAUGGCCAACUAACGCAUUUCUAUAGUUGGAUACCUCUGAGCCGAAAACGAGCCCUCAUCAGCGCACUAACCCAUCGCGUUAGAAAAAUCUGCAGCAACGAUUGCAUUGAAGAGGAGCUCCUAUUCCUCAAAAAUAUCCUGGCUCAAAAUGGCUACCCGACACGUUUUGUCGAAAAGAACAUGAAACCUAAACCUAAAAGAGAAGAAUGCGAUUCAGCGCCAAAGAAAACGCUGUAUCUAAAUCUGAAUUUCAAGGGAGAUUUGGCAGCUGAUAUCCUGAAGAGGAGAAUAUCCAGCUCUCUAAAGAAGACCUUCCCUGCAGCAACACUAAGAGUGACAUUCUCUAGCCGCCCAAUACUUCGAAACAACACGAAGGACAAACUUUCGCAUAUGACCAAUUCAAUGUGCAUAUACCAGUUCACUUGCUCGUGCGGAGCUAGGUACAUAGGUCGUUGUAUGCGCGUCCUCUCAAAACGUGUUAGAGAACACUACCCAGCGUGGCUGCAAAGAGGAGGCACCGGUUCAAUCAGAAGUGCCAUUAUUGAACAUCUGGUCAACACCUCCCACAAAAUCUCAACCGAUUCUUUCAAAGUGAUUUACAAAGUCAACAGAAACCUACCAAAAGCAAUAUGUUUCCGACUUCUUUGUACUGCAGAAGCCCUCGCAAUAUGCAUCGAGAAGCCGGAGCUGUGUGUUCAAAAGAAGUUAGUCCAACCUCUACAACUACCAUGGACCUAGCUUGGUAUGUUCCCUUUGUUUCCGUCUUUUUUUUCUCUUCCUCGUCUGUUUUCGUUCUUGUUUUUUCCUUUAGAGCAUUUUUCGUUCGCUGUGUGUCUGAUUCUUAGUCCCUCAAUCUUCGUUUAAUCCACCUAAUUUUUUUUUCAGCUAUAAAAACAGUUAUUUUAAGUUUGUUUCCAUGCUUUCCCUGUUCACAUUUAUAAUUCGUUUGAAAUAACUAUUUUACAAUUAUAUCCUAAUCCUGUGCAAUUUUUGUGUUUCUAAGGCUUUUGUAAUCUAUAUUCACACGUCCUAACUUUCAUUUCAGGCUCAAAUUAUUUUUUCAGUUAAUAAAACUAGUUAUUUUAAUUUUGUUUCCAUGCUCCUCCUGAUCACACUUGUAAUCCGUUUAGAAUAACCAUUUUACAAUUAUAUUCUAAUCCUGUGUAAUUUUUUGUUUCUAUGCCUCUUGUAAUCUAUAUUCAUACCUCCUAACUAACAUGUCAAGUUGAAAAUUUUGAUUUCAAUUUGUUUCCAUGCUCAUUUUGUUCACACCUGUAGUUCGUCCUAUCCCUGCGUUUCUAAACCUCUUGUAAUUCAUAUCAAGUCGAAAAUAAUUAUCACCUUCGAUUCGCCUUUAAAAUUAUUUCUCCAGUUAUCAAAUAUUAAUUUUUUGCAUACGUUGUAACUAUUUUCUAAUCCUAUGAAAUCUUGUCUCUAAGCCUCUUGUAAUCUAUAUUCGUACCUUCAAACUAUCAUAUCAAGUUGAAAAUUAUUAUCACCUUCGUUACUAUGUGAAAUUAAACAAAUAAUAAUUGUAUCCAUGUUAAAAUAAUCUAUAUAAAUGCGAUUGUACAGCUUUUGAGUAUGAAAUCGCCGAAAAGAUAUCUUUGCUGAACUUCGUGUUCUCUUCAUUCUGUUUUGAGGCGAAUGAAAACAUGCAGCACUGAAUGGUCAAGAAUGGUGAACAGAAUAAUUCAUUCAACUAAUAUUUUGCAAGGAUUUUGAUUCGAUUGUUUACAGGAAU
Molecule: messenger RNA, 1948 nt
Organism: Trichobilharzia regenti
Lineage: Eukaryota; Metazoa; Platyhelminthes; Trematoda; Strigeidida; Schistosomatidae
Source: the annotation of a GenBank genome assembly